GCAUUAUGAAAUUUGAGGGGCAUUUAGCACCAACGCAUUAGCGUUUAAUAUGUUUUUAUCAUAAUUUUUAAGAGCUCAAUAUCGGUGCGAUGACUAGUGAAAAAACGUAUGAUGUGACAAUGUGUAUAUUCUUGAUUUAGUCUUAUAUUUUCUCAAUUCGUAUGUUAAGAAUUUGCGCUAGUUGAAAGAAAAUUCCCUUACUAUCUGAGCAUAGGCACCGCGCAGCAAUAGUUGCAGGCUGGUUUAGGUAGGCAAAGAUUGAGAUAGCCUCAGUCGCCACACAGCUUCAAUUGAAAAGCGCUAAAGUCAUGUAGAAAAAUGUUUGACUAUCCUUGAAAUUGAGUCCUACACACCAGGAAGAGGGAGUAAAUGAGAAAUGAAAGAGCGAGCGAGAGUGUACACGCGCAUACGCAACGUCAACGACUCUGUCGUAGCUUUUGGCAUGCUGCUGCUGUCAUCAAGAAGCGAGACAACAGACGUUUUACUUUCAUGUUGAGAACGUGCGAAAUACAAGUUUCAAUUAAAAUGCGUGCGUUAAAACGAGCCAAAUGCUUGAUUGCAGUAGUUUUGCAUGAAAGGGUCGUUGCUGCCAACCGCUACUCCAAUUGGGAUUAUGAGGUUCCCAUUGAAAUUAAACUGGUGAACGAUGAAACGGCAGUGUGGGAUAACGCUCUCAGUGAUUGUAUGUGCAAAAUACAUCCAGUGAUAAAUUUGCGUAAAAAUGUUUUUUUUAAAUUGAACUGUGUCAAAAGCUGUUGCUUUGCUGUAUAGAAAGUUGAAGAAUCGCAUCAAAUACGCAGAAUAUGUGUGUAAAUAUUCGUUUCUUCACACAAAUUUCGAAAAUAAAGUAAAUUUAAUGAACAUUUUUGUGCAAUUGAAUUAAAUUCAAACGGAGAUAAAUUAACACACACCAACACAUAAACACUAAAACAAAGCAAGCGAUAGUGGAAGUGGAAUCAGCGCAACAGAUGUUAGAGUACAGCUUAAGCACUGACUGAUUGCGCAAGAGGAAAGACGUUGAUAAACUGUCGCUAAAAGCAAAUAUAUAAAAUCAAAAA
Messenger RNA from Zeugodacus cucurbitae (melon fly), 1058 nucleotides. RefSeq lists its product as uncharacterized. The transcript has 2 exons. The record is from RefSeq and is a predicted model, not a curated record. NCBI's taxonomy places the organism in Eukaryota, Metazoa, Arthropoda, Insecta, Diptera, Tephritidae. Bases 370 to 771 code for a protein of 133 amino acids.